Messenger RNA from Penicillium cosmopolitanum, 1320 nucleotides. RefSeq lists its product as uncharacterized. Lineage: Eukaryota; Fungi; Ascomycota; Eurotiomycetes; Eurotiales; Aspergillaceae. The record is from RefSeq and is a predicted model, not a curated record. Bases 1 to 1320 code for a protein of 439 amino acids. The transcript is spliced from 2 exons.
AUGGGUCGCCCACUGAACCUGGACGAUGUCGAGUCCAACCAGGACCAGGAUCAGGAUCAGAAUCGGUCUCACACUUGGCGCGAUUGGAUGAUCGUGUUCACAUGGAGUAUCGUGGGCUAUCUGGCACUUAUCACGACCGUCAUCGGCUAUUUUGAUCCGUCCCUUCUACCCGUCGAUCCAGCGGCGCUGUUAUUCAACAAAGAUAUCUCUCCAUUCUAUGCAUUCUCGCGCGGAGGUCAUUUCUCCAAACCGUCAGGCUUUAAGAUCGUCGCUCUGGUUCCUUUUAGUAACCAUGAGCACACUUCGAUUCUGGAAUGUUAUUUGCAGGUAAAGUUUGAAUCUAGUCAGCUUCCUGGGAAGGUUAUGCUAAACGAUUCGCAGAAAAAUUUAAUCCACAACCACGGUUUCCUCGAUCAGGUCGUUUUCAUUCCUCAAACGAACGACGCCACCAGUCUACGCUGGCUCAAUUCUCUCGUGGAAGAAACAUCCGAAUAUGCAAUCUCACCAGCUGGAAGAGACAUGGAUUGGAAAUUCGCCCAGGAUAACGUCAUGUACAUCCGGAUCGACGGGGACGUUGUUUACAUGGAAGACCAUACCAUUCCAACGAUCGUCAAAACGAAACUAGACAAUCCCGACACUCUCAUGGUCUCUGCGAACGUCGUCAACGAGGGUGCCCUCGCUUCACUGCACAGUCAUCGCGGAGUGUCUCUCCCUUAUCUGCCCGAGCUACAGCAUACCCCGCAACCAUCUCGAUCAAAGUCUCAACUCGAACACGAUUGGCGAGCCUCGAGUCUUCCAUCGUGGACAGGACCAGCAGACUUCAAGGUUCGAAAGGACUUCAAACCGCCCUUCGAGGGUCAUAGAUGGUUACUUCCGCGUGAAUCGGCCACGGAUCGCGAUCCGAUUGCGGGAUCGGUUUAUACAGAUACGGGUCCUAGUAUGUCCGACUGGACGGUUGGUGCCCAGCAACACUAUUCCUUCUUACACCAUCUUGAACUGGAUAAUUUGGAUCGGUAUAAGUUUCCGUUAUGGGUUAAUCCUACCGAGCCUGUUACUAUCAAUUUUGGUUGUUUCUGGGGCCUUCGCGAGGUCUUCGGUCAUAAAUCUAGUGAAGAGAUCUAUGAAUCUUGGGCUGGGUCGGAUGGGACUCGGCCGAAUGUUACUAUUGAUGGUAAAGGUCUUGUUUCGCAUUAUUCGUCUCGACAGGGAGUUGAGGGGUUGGAUUCGACUGAUGUUUUAGAGAGGUAUCGGGCUUAUGCGCAGGAGAGGGUUUGUCGACCGAGUCAGCGUCAGAAGAAGCCUCGCUUGGAGGUUGAUUAG